Messenger RNA from Hippocampus comes (tiger tail seahorse), 1308 nucleotides. It is a transcript of the gene rbp1.1, whose product is annotated as retinol binding protein 1, cellular, tandem duplicate 1. NCBI's taxonomy places the organism in Eukaryota, Metazoa, Chordata, Actinopteri, Syngnathiformes, Syngnathidae. The record is from RefSeq and is a predicted model, not a curated record. Gene Ontology annotation, molecular function: lipid binding. The transcript has 4 exons. The coding region runs from base 481 to 885 and encodes 134 amino acids.
UGAUCGUGCUUGUGGAACUCCUCAUUCAGGCUAUUUUAAUACAGUCGACACAUGUUCUGCAUCAAGUUGCUGUAUCUUCUGUUUUUACUAAAAGUAACUCAUUAUAAGAAUAAAUCAGGGCUCAGGGCCAACACGUGGCGUUAUAUAUAUAUGGACCUGAAGGAAGUUCACUUAUCCUAAUCCCUCAUCGACGUUGUAAGCACACUGCGAAAUGAAGCACACACAGGUGCAUUGUAUAUUAUGUGGGCCUGUGCAGUUCCAGCCAAGGAUAAAUCAAAGCGAGGCUUGCGUGAUUUUAGCAUGAGCUGGGAAAUGGGAGGUGAAAAGAAAAUCGAAAACCUGGCACGUAAUCGGAUUAGGGUUUGAGUUUGCUUCAAAUGGGAGAUUCUGACGGCGGGAUUUGCUCUCGAGCACAAGUGGCCCUCCGCUACUACCUCCUCGACCACUCAGAGUAAGGGAACCCCUGGAGAAGCUGCCAAAAUGCCGGUGGAUCUGAACGGAUACUGGAAAAUGAUUUCCAAUGACAACUUUGAGGAGUACCUCAAGGCUCUUGAUGUUAAUGUUGCCAUCCGGAAAAUUGCCACUUUGCUGAAGCCGGACAAGGACAUCGUCCAUGAAGGGGAUCACAUCAUCAUCAAAACCCUCAGUACCUUCAAAAACUACAACAUGGAUUUCUAUGUGGGCAAGGAGUUUGAGGAGGAUCUGUCCGGGGUGGAUGACAGGAAGUGUAUGACCACCAUUACCUGGGAAGGAGAUAAACUGGUGUGUGUGCAGAAAGGGGAGAUUGAAGGAAGAGGUUGGACCCACUGGGUGGACGGAGACGAGCUUCAUCUGGAGCUGAGAGCUGGAGGAGUUGUCUCCAAGCAGGUCUUCAAGAAGUCCUAAAGGGGCUCAUAGGCCCAAUGAGAUGGUACCCCCUCCAACCGUCCCCCACCCCAGCUGACAUAGCAUCCAACAUCCCAGUUAGUCCAUUUUCAUGCACUCAUCCACAAUAUAAUUUUCCGCCAGGAUAGUAAGUCACCAAUAUAUCAUCGACGUUUACCUUGCUCUGUCAAACACCGCUGGAAAAAACAACCUAGCAUGCAUCCGGUGUAACAUCCCCAACCGCUCUGUAUGCAUAAAAGCAUAGAUGACGUUAAGAGUAGCUGAUCAGACAGGUGGACCGCACUGAUGGAUCUAGAUGCACCCAAGCUGAGUGUAGUUGAAGGAUGAAAGUGUCUUUAGUCAGAAUAUCAUGUAAAUAAAUUAUAUCCCUCACAAUUCUUUGCUGUCACUGAUAGGAAAAUAAAUCACUAAAAUGAAAUCCAA